Mytilus trossulus (common blue mussel) is the source of this 2084-nucleotide messenger RNA. RefSeq names its product BTB/POZ domain-containing protein 6-B-like. The transcript has 2 exons. The record is from RefSeq and is a predicted model, not a curated record. Gene Ontology annotation, molecular function: protein binding. Gene Ontology annotation, cellular component: cytosol. Gene Ontology annotation, biological process: neurogenesis. Lineage: Eukaryota; Metazoa; Mollusca; Bivalvia; Mytilida; Mytilidae. The coding region runs from base 4 to 1476 and encodes 490 amino acids.
AUAAUGGCGACGGCAGAAACAACAACCACAGAUGACUGCCUGUGUCCACAAGAGUGUAAAUCAAUGAACGAAAGUCUGUCUCUAUUGUGCUGUUCUGCUGACAUGUCUGACGUCAUCUUUACGUUCCCCGCGGAAUCCAACCAACGACUUCCUGCUCAUAAGUUUGUCCUUGCAGUUCGGAGUUCUGUUUUUAAAGCCAUGUUUUUUGGAAAUUUGCCAGAGAAAAGUCCAGAGAUAUCUGUCACUGAUGUUCCUUUGGAGAUUUUUACUGCUCUAAUGAGAUACAUCUAUACCGACAGGGUACAUCUUGAUGGGAACAAUGUGACACCUAUGUUACAUGCAGCGACAAAGUACGCUCUAACUGAUCUAGCAAAACAAUGUGAACGAUAUUUGGAAUGUGCUAUUGACGUUGACAACGCAUGCGUCAUCUACAACCAGGCAACGUUUUUCGGGAUGGAUGAAUUAGCAAACAUGGCGUUACUUUGUAUUGAGAUCAACGCAAAAGAAGUUUUUGGCACAGAAGGCUUCGAUACUUUAGUUAGAGAAAAUAUAUGGACUGUUUUGAAAAGUGAAAGACUUAAAGCAAAUGAAAUAGACAUUUUCCAUGCUAUUGUUAAAUGGGCCAAAAAUCAAUGCAAAAUGCAAAAUUUGGAAUGCAGUUGUGAAAAUCAACGCAAAAUUUUGGGUGACCUAUUGUACUUGAUUCGCAUUCCCCUUUUGACCUUGGACGAAUAUUCCAAGGUUGUUGUAAAAAGUGGACUUCUAACGGCUGAAGAACAAUUGAUGUUUUACAAAUACUUCACACUGAAAGACGAAGAACACAUUGAAAUUCCCGCGUUAUUCUCUUGUGAACCACGUGAUGGAUUACUUCCCUUUUCCCUCGAUGUGAACGAUCUUCUUGCAAGCCAUGUUGGACAAAAGACAAUAGAAUCGUUCUGUUUUGAGACGUUGAAUAUAACGACCAAAGUUCCGUUGAGAAUACGACAGAUCACACUCCUCCCUAUCCCCGAGUUCAUGUCUGGUCAGUCAAACAUUGACUACGACGUUUCUAAUGAUUGCUUACAUAACAGUGUAUCUGUAGUGGUCAAAAACACGAUCGUCGAGCCACCGAAAAUUAUCCAUCAAGGGAAUAAUUAUCCUCUAAAGGGAGGUAAUAUACGGUUGGACUACAUUCUCAGUGUUUAUCCUGAAAAUAGGUUGAAAAUUUCCGUGACCAGGAUAUGUCAUAAUUGUGGUAUACUACACAGUCCACCGUAUAAAAAAAUCAACAUGAUAUCGUCACGGUACGGAAAUCGCAUGACGCAGCGUGCACCUCUCAAGUCGCUCUCGGUCUGCGACACUCAAGUCGAUAUUUCAUUCAUGGGACAGCAUUUAAUCCACACUAUUUCGUUUGAGAAGGUACCACAGUCCAGUCUUGACAGUAGUGUCGAAUCCUUAACACAGUCAUGCCAAACUGUUAAUGUUGAUGAAAACUAAACACAACCUUUUUUGUAACGGUGUUAAUGUUGAUGAAAACUAAACACAUCACUGUAACGGUGUUAAUGUUGAGGAAAACUAAACACAUCACUGUAACGGUUUUAAUGUUGAUGAAAACUAAACCCAUCACUGUAUAAACGGUGUUAAUGUUUAGGAAACUAAACAAAUCAAUGUAACGAUGUUAAUGUUGAUGAAAACUGAACACAUUACUGUAACGGUGUUAAAAAUGAAAACUAAACACAACAUUGUAAUGUUGUUCGUGUUGAGAAAAACUAAACACAUUACUGAAACGGUGUUCAUAUAAAAAACAACUAAACACAUUAUUGUAACAGUGUUAAUUAUGAAAACUAAACACAUUAUUGUAACAGUGUUAAUAUUGAUGAAAACUAAACACAUUACUGUAACGGUGUUAGUGAUGAAAACUAAACACAACAUUUUAACGGUGGUAAUGUUGAGAAAAUUUAACAAAUUACUGUAACGAUGUUAAUGAUAAAAACUAAACACAGCAUUGUAACGAUGUUAAUGUUGAUGAAAACUGAACACAUUACUCUAACGGUGUUAAUGAUGAAAACUAAACACACCAUUGUAAUGUUGUUCAUGUUGAGAAA